AUGCUAAGAACAGCGGCCGCGUCACGGCUCCGUACGUUUGUGCUGCGCUACUUGCCGUGCUCUCGCCGCGCGUCGUUGGAACGCCUCGUCCGCCGCCUCGCGUUCUGGCACUGCCCGGCCGUGAGGAAAGUACCGCUGCUGUCGGGGAGGCGAUGGAGUGCUGUCCGACCCCGCUCACCUUGCUCCUCUCCCGCAGGUGCCGGUGAUGCCUCCCCAGAUGAAGGGGUCGAAGCAGAUCUGCCGGUUAUAGAUGAGAGAGCAGUGGAGCAGCUGACUGAAGGGCUGAUUUCUCACUAUUUACCUGAUCUUCAGAGAUCCAAAUCAGCUCUGCAGGAACUUACACAGAACCAAGUGGUAUUACUAGAAACAUUAGAACAAGAAAUUACAAAAUUCAAAGAGUGUAACUCCAUUCUUGAUAUCAAUGCCUUGUUUUCAGAAGCUAAACACUAUCACAGCAAGUUAGUGAAUAUUAGAAAUGACAUGAUGAUGCUCCAUGAGAAGACAUCUAAGUUAAAAAAAAGAGCACUUAAACUACAACAAAAGAGGCAGAAAGAAGAACUGGAAAGAGAACAGCAGCGUGAGAAGGAGCUAGAAAGAGAGAAGCAGCUAACAGCAAAACCUGCAAGGAGGACAUGAAAGCAGAGCGUGCAACAACUUGUCCAAAUUAAUCAUUUCUGCAUUCUCUGGAGUUAAGGCAAACUUUGAUUAAAGCAGGCUACAGUUAUUACUAGCAACAGUCUACUCUGGUGUUAUAAAUUCCAGAAUGUUAAUAAUCAGUAGGUAACAUUCAAAUUUUUCACUUCAGUCAUUCAGGUUGCCUUCUUUUGUAAUGCUAUGCAGUUUGAUACUAUUACAGUAUAAGUUAAUUUUAUAUAUAAAAAUACAUAUAUGUAUAUUGGAGAACCUAGGCAUCAUGGGUAUUUAAAUAUCUGUAACUUUUUAAUCUGUUCUUCUGGUGCUUAGAAGUCUGAGAGCUAUUUUGUGAUUGGCAUAUAUAUAUUUUCCAGACAAUAUACGGAGUCGUAGUUGUUAAAGUUUAAUCCUGGUACCUGGACUUCAGAGCCUGUCUGUUACACUGAAUCUGCAUUGAGUCUGGCAGUUGUAAUUUCUUUUCAAUGCCGUGAAUCAGAAAUACAGACUUUUUUUUUUUCCAACCUUGAUUUAGUUGGUUAUUGUUUUUUCCUUUUGUAUGCGUAAUUGAGCUGAACAGUUUCAUCUUUAUGUGGAAUUCAGUUAUUUGUAAGAAAAGUUAGUGCAUUUUUUUCCAUUUAUUCAUGUGCAUUUAGGGGCUACGUGAGCUAGUAUUGUAUGCUGUCCUUACUUAAAAUGACUAUUAUUAAUGAACAUGAUGAUAAAUAUUGUAUGGCUGUUGAUAUCCGUUUCUCUGAAUUGAAUUACUUGCAGCACUUCGUGUGAACUCCCUGGACUCAGGGCCUGGACUCUACUGUGCUAUGUUUUUUAUUUUUCUGAAGUCAUAAUUUCUACCUGUAAGAUUUUUUUUUUUCUUUGAAAGAUCUACUGUUAUGAGUAGUCAUCAAAACAUUGCAGUUCAUUUUGUGUGCUUGGAGCAAGGAGAACAAACUACUGAAGUAGUCUGAAAUGCCUUUUCUGAAGUAGUAAUGGGUUAAAACUGAAGUUGGCUUUUGUUUUGUCUUAAUUGCCAGUGGAUUGUUGACCUGUGCUGUGGUUUAUGUGUAUUUCUGAAAGAAAUGUUAAAGAAUUUCUACAGUCCGUUUUUGGAGCAAAAUGUACAUAACUGAAUAUUGUUUAAGGUUUUUUAUUUUAUAAUGUAACUUCAGAAUUUUUAGGAAUUUAGUUCUUAUUAAAACAUAACAUGAAA
Messenger RNA from Meleagris gallopavo (turkey), 1840 nucleotides. Lineage: Eukaryota; Metazoa; Chordata; Aves; Galliformes; Phasianidae. The record is from RefSeq and is a predicted model, not a curated record.